AAAUACGCCGUGUCGAUCACAGUGUAACAAUCUGCGCGGGAGGAAGCCACAGAGUGUUUGGCUGCGACCAACUGAGGAGGCGGGUGAUUCUUAGGACAGCAAAACCAUGACGCAGGAAUUGACUCCCGUGCGGGUUGUCCUGGUGACAGGGUCGAGUGGCUUCCUCGGCCAGCACGUGGUGAAGGAGCUCCACGAAGAAGAGCACGCUACGAUCCGAGAAAUACGACUGUUCGACAACCGACCUUACGAGAACAGAAUAGGUUUUCAUGUCUCCAAGCCCAAGGAAACGAAGGAAUACGUGGGAGACAUUUGCAACGCUGCUGAGUUGAGUGCUGCGCUGAGCGGAGUCGACGCGGUGAUUCAUUGCGCGUCUAUCGUUGACCCCAGAUUCUUCGCCGACUCCAAAGUCAUGGAACGGGUCAACGUCCAAGGAACGUCAAACGUGGUUGAAUGUUGUGUGGCUCAGGGAGUCCCGCAUCUCGUGUACGCAAGUACCGUAGGCGCGACGCCACUGGUAAGAAGAAGCCGACUGGAUUUACCCUUCCCCGAAUACGUCGGACCGUACGGCGAGACCAAGGCACGUGCAGAGGACAUCGUGGUCACUUCCAACGGACGCCUUUUGUCUCGCGAAAGAGGGCGGCUACGCACGCUGCCAAUCCGCAUCCCUCCCUUGUACGGCGAGUUGGAUCAAAUAUUCAUCACCAAGUGCCUACGGAUCUCCAGGCUCACAUUUGACUUCGCCUUUUGCCUCGAGUGCCGGGUACAGAGUAUGUACGCAGGUAACGCGGCAUCUUUGGCUCUUCGAGGCAUUGACGCUCUGGCUGCCCCCGGGUCCAGUGACGUCUCUGGAAAAUCCUUGUACGCUACGGAUGAGACGACUGAUGAUAUCUCGCUGGUGCUGCGACCCAUCGCCGAAGCUCGCGGAAUUCGCUUGUUUCCUUUAAAGGUGCCUUCCGGGCUCGUCCUCGCAAUUUCCUGUGCCUUCUGGGGCCUUGCGGUGCUGCUCAGUCCUCUGGUCAAGCUUAACUCGGAGGCGGUGCCUAGCCCUAUGGAAAUUGUCUUCAUGAGACGUUGUCCUCCGUAUGACGGGAACGAGGCCGCAGAGAAACUGCACUGGAAGCCAAAGUACAGCGUUCGUCAAGCAAUCAGCGCGUCUCUAGACUACUACAGAAACGUGAAGUUGUGAAGUGAGCCGGUGCAGCAUUUGAGAGCGCGUGCGCGAAAAAGUGGCGUAGCCAAGGGGUGGCACGCCGGGCAGUACAGCUUUGGUUUCUGUACGCUGCCGUGGCAAGUUGUAAGCCUCUGAACAAAAGAAGAGGCGUAAAAAUAUAAGUUCGGG
Rhipicephalus sanguineus (brown dog tick) is the source of this 1339-nucleotide messenger RNA. Its product is annotated as 3 beta-hydroxysteroid dehydrogenase type 7. The transcript has 6 exons. Gene Ontology annotation, biological process: steroid biosynthetic process. Bases 107 to 1186 code for a protein of 359 amino acids. Gene Ontology annotation, molecular function: 3-beta-hydroxy-Delta5-steroid dehydrogenase (NAD+) activity. The record is from RefSeq and is a predicted model, not a curated record. NCBI's taxonomy places the organism in Eukaryota, Metazoa, Arthropoda, Arachnida, Ixodida, Ixodidae.